Triticum urartu is the source of this 1672-nucleotide messenger RNA. The record is from RefSeq and is a predicted model, not a curated record. Lineage: Eukaryota; Viridiplantae; Streptophyta; Magnoliopsida; Poales; Poaceae.
UCGCCGAACCGUGAGAUCCAAUCCAACGGCGACCGCCAACAUCUUCCCCCCAGCACUCCAUCGCCCGCCGCCCGCAGACCUCCCUCCUCCGGCGACCGGCCGCCCCUCGCUGCCAGAUCGGCGCCCCCCACGCCAUCCCCGCCUGCCCCCCCGGCAGAUCUACUACGCGGGCGCUGCCCCACCCCACCCGGCCGACGCCGGUCAUCCCUAGCCACGAUACAUAAUAGAUCAGUCUCUUGUUGGGAAGUGCGAUUAUUUUAUUUCCAAUAGAUAGUUUGCUUUUGAGAAAUGGAAUCAUUUUAUCGUCAAUAAGAAUUCUGCUUCUGGGAGCUGGUGAAGAUGACUUGUGCAUAGAUCGAGCUUCAGUCUGAUGGAUUCUGACGACAAGAAGUUUGGCAAAGGACCUAGGGAGCUCACUGGUGCUGUUGAUUUAAUAAGUCAGUACAAAUUGCAGCCGCACCAUGAUUUCUUUUGCAAGAGGCCUUUGCCACUUGCAAUCUCAGAUACACAUUACCUUCACAAUGUUGUGGGGGACACUGAAAUUCGGAAAGGAGAAGGAAUGAAGCUAGAUCAACUCGUUCAGAAUGCAUACUUAAGGGAUAAGCCUGCUUAUAUUAAGUCCUUUGAUAUGGAAACACUGGGGCAAGCAUUUCAGCUUCGAGAAACUGCUCCAGUAGAUUUACCCUCUGCUGAAAAAGGUAUACCUACUAUUUCGGGCAAACCGAAAAGUGAGUCCAAGGACAAAGAGAAAAAACACAAAAAGCACAAAGACAAAGAUAAAGACAGGGAGCAUAAGAAGCACAAACAUCGACAUAAGGAUCGGUCUAAAGACAAAGACAAGGACAAGGAUAAGAAAAAGGAUAAGCAUCAUGAGAAGAAGAGGAAGCAUGAGGGGACGGAGGAUUCGGCAGACGUGCAUAAGCACAAAAAAAGCAAGCAUAAGAGUUCCAAAACCGAUGAGAUGGGUAAUGGACUUAGUUAGCUACAGUUUUCUUCUUACUUCUAUUGUCAAUCAAUGUCAUAUUCUGUUAGAAGGAGGCUCAAAAGGUUUCUGUCACCAGACCUGCUACAGAUCAAUUGAUAUCAUGAAUGGCUGUUUAUUUGAAGGUGCUUCAGAUUAGGGUCUUGCCUGCUGCUAAUUAUGUUGUUCUUGCAGUGUGGACCUUGUGGAAAAUGUAACUUGUAACAUGGGACAAUCGAACUGUAUUUUGCAACUUUUUUGUCCCUCACUGACUAAAUUGGUUGCCUUGUAGGAACAUUUAGAUAGGACUUCUAAUGAGAUUUUCUCUCUUAAGAUUAGGAAAUCUGAAUAGGUGUUUUUUGAUGAGAUAAUUCGUAAGAGUAAGAGCAGCCAGCUAUUUCUUUUAGGUAGGACUUCUAAUGUGAUUUUCUUAAAGGUUAGAACAUCUGGGAAGUUUGUUUGUGAUGAGAUAAUUUUUUAAGACUAGGAUUUUCUUUAGAUAGGGCUUCUGAUGGGAUUCUUUUAAAAUUCAGGACAUCUGUGUAGGUCUCUUUAACGAGACAUUUAUCAAAGACUAGGAGCAGUCCAUUAUGCUGACCAGGCCUGUGGUAAAGUCAUUGAUGUAGCAUGAGUUUGUAGUAAAAAAAAGUCAUUGUAUGAUAUGGAAAUGAAGCUAUGUUCCUUGUGCUGAUGAUAAAACUAAUUAAUUCA